Molecule: messenger RNA, 1920 nt
Organism: Saccharomycopsis crataegensis
Lineage: Eukaryota; Fungi; Ascomycota; Saccharomycetes; Ascoideales; Saccharomycopsidaceae
Product: alpha-mannosyltransferase
Exons: 1
Coding region: 1-1920 (639 amino acids)
Biological process (GO): mannan biosynthetic process
Cellular component (GO): Golgi apparatus
Molecular function (GO): alpha-1,2-mannosyltransferase activity
Source: RefSeq, a predicted model, not a curated record
AUGAGACAAUUUUUGAGUUAUUUCGUUCGUUAUACACGAAACAAGAAGAUGUUUGCUAUUGUGAUAGGGGCCACCACAUUGAUAUUUCUAAUAAUAUUGAACUUGACCAUGUUCUCUUAUGGUGGUGAUGUGGAAGUUGUCAGUGACCCGAAGGGAUCAAAGGGAACUUUUGACAGGUUAACAAGUCUUUUACCAGGAUCAUCCUCUAAGAUUACCGAUGAUGACAAGGCUCAGAUAUCAGAUAAUCGUCACACAAUAUUCGAUACCGCAGAACAUAAAUCAUAUUUGACUGAUCUAUUCACCGAACUUAUUGCGGUCCAACCAGACUUUGAUUCACUUCCAUCACUGUACCCAAAAGCCCCAGAAAUGGCCCCUUGGGACGACCAUCCGGUGCUAUCAUACAAUCAUUUAUCAGAAAAAUAUUUGAAAGUCACUGAUCAUCAAGUGAACAAUUUGAAAGAAAAACAUGCAGAAUUUUUGGCUAAGAUUUUAAAUAAGAAGUCCAAAGUUCAUUUUGCCAAUCAUGGAGAUGACCAAGAACAUUUUUAUAUUGAGAACUCCAAUGGUAUUGUUUACGUUGGCGGAGGCAGAUACUCUUGGUUUGCAUUGUUAUCCAUAAAACACUUGCGAAGCAUUGGAUCCAAGCUCCCAAUCGAAGUUUAUAUCCCAUUUGAGGAGGAAUAUGAAAAGGAAUUCUGUGAAGUGAUUUUGCCUUCAAUGAAUGCCAAAUGUCUUAAAAUUUACGAAAUUUUGGACUUAGAGGUUCUUAAGGAUUCUAAGUUUAAAAUCCAGGGGUUUAUGUUGAAGUCAUUGGCCAUUUUAUUAUCCAAUUUUGAAAAUAUUUUGUUAUUGGACGCCGAUAAUAUGCCAUACUUGAAUCCAGACAUUUUGUUCGUCAGCGAACCGUAUCAAACUUAUAAAUUUGUGGUUUGGCCAGAUUAUUGGGAAAGAACCACACAUCCUAAAUUUUAUGAAAUUCAAGGAUUAGACUUGAUCACCGAGAACUUGAAACUUAAGGACCCAAACACUGGACAACCGAAAUAUUCCAGUGCAGAACAAAUCAAAAGUGAAGUUCCAUUGCAUGAUUUGAAAGGAACCAUCCCAAACCCAUCUACUGAGUCAGGCCAAUUAUUGAUUUCUAAAAAAGCCCAUGCCGAUGCGAUCUUGUUAUCAUUAUACUACAACAUGUACGGACCAAAUUACUAUUAUCACUUGAUUACCCAAUGGGCCCCAGGUCAAGGUGAUAAAGAUACGUUCCUUGCUGCUGCCAAUUUGUUGAACUCGACGUACUAUCAAAUCAAGACUACGGUUAAGGCAAUUGGGUAUCACAAAUCCAACGGGGAAUUCAGAGGCACCGCCCAAGGUCAAUACUCACCAAUUGAUGAAUACAACUUCAAGACUUACCAUAAGAAAUUAUUGGCGAUGUAUGAAGAAGAUUUUUGUAUGCAAAAAGGUAUCACAAAAAAACAAUUGGAACAGUCUAAAACCUUGCAAGAGGAACUUGAGGAAUACCAGAAAAUCCAAAUAGAAACUCUAACGCAAUUUAGUGGGGAAGAGGAUGAGGAUAAGGCAUUGAAAGAUUAUUAUGCCAACGUAUUUGACUUGCCGAUUAAGUUAAUGUUCGUCCAUGAGCUGACUCCGAAAUUCGAUCCGUUGGACUUGAUUUUGAACAACCAGAUCACUAACGAAGAAAACACCGAGCGGAUCAGGUUCUACGACAACGUAUUGACUGACCCAGGUUACUACCUGUUUGAGAAGAUGCAGUGGCAAUAUAUUUAUGAUUUGCUAUGUGGUUCCGAAGAUGAACGGGUCCAUAUGGAAUUCAUUUCCAAGCAGAUCGAGAACUUUGGCGAUAGAUAUGAUGAGGAGAAGUUUUGCCAGGCGAUCCAAGACGAGAUUGAUUGGAUUGGGUCGAGGUGA